Molecule: messenger RNA, 2083 nt
Organism: Salvia splendens (bonfire salvia)
Lineage: Eukaryota; Viridiplantae; Streptophyta; Magnoliopsida; Lamiales; Lamiaceae
Product: probable polyamine transporter At1g31830
Exons: 2
Coding region: 52-1680 (542 amino acids)
Biological process (GO): transmembrane transport
Cellular component (GO): membrane
Molecular function (GO): transmembrane transporter activity
Source: RefSeq, a predicted model, not a curated record
UAUAAGUGAGGGUGAGGCCGAGGCCACAUAUAUGAUUAUGAAUAUGAAGCAAUGCUUUACACAUGCCAGAAAUACAAGUGCGUGGCAGUUAUAACAGAAAUGAAAUUGAAAAUCAGUGAUCGAAAACACACACACACGCACGCACGCACUCCACUUCAAAAAUGCUCGUCACCAACAAAUUCAAUCACAGAUCUCCAACAUUUUAGGAGGUGUUCAGUUUCCAUUAGAAAAUUGAAGGGGGGUGGAGGUGGGCUAGCUUCGAUUGAAAUGGGUGAAUACAAUGGUGCUGAUUAUAUUGGCAUCAAUGAAGCUCCUUCUCCUAGAGCACAUCACGGCAAGAAAGUCUCAUUGUUGCCCCUUGUUUUCCUCAUUUUCUAUGAGGUCUCAGGCGGGCCGUUUGGCGUGGAGGAUAGUGUGAGGGCAGCCGGUCCGCUCAUCGCUCUCGCGGGGUUUUUGAUAUUCCCAUUCAUUUGGAGUGUUCCAGAAGCCCUGAUAACUGCUGAGAUGGGCACAAUGUUUCCUGAAAAUGGUGGAUAUGUGGUUUGGGUGUCGUCUGCUCUGGGGCCGUUUUGGGGGUUUCAGCAAGGGUGGAUGAAAUGGCUGAGUGGGGUGAUCGACAAUGCCCUAUAUCCUGUGCUGUUUCUUGAUUAUCUGAAAUCCGGGAUCCCUGCUUUAGCCGGGGGUCUGCCUAGGGUUGUAGCGGUGUUAGCAUUGACGAUUGCCUUGACUUACAUGAACUAUAGGGGUUUAACCAUUGUGGGUUGGGUUGCUGUAGUGCUCGGGGUGUUCUCCAUUCUCCCGUUCGUGGUGAUGGGGUUUAUCUCAAUCCCGGAGCUGAAGCCUGAGAGAUGGUUAGUCGUGGAUCUUCACAAUGUGAACUGGAAUUUGUAUCUCAACACCCUCUUUUGGAAUUUGAAUUAUUGGGACUCAAUUAGUACUCUUGCCGGGGAAGUAGAUAACCCGAAGAAAACUCUGCCAAAAGCUCUGUUUUAUGCUUUAAUCCUUGUUGUUCUUGGAUAUUUCUUCCCUCUGUUGAUUGGCACUGGAGCUGUCCCUCUGCAACGCGACGUGUGGGCCGAUGGUUACUUCUCUGAGAUAGCGAAGACGCUAGGAGGAGUGUGGUUGACAGUGUGGAUUCAAGGCGCAGCAGCCAUGUCGAAUAUGGGGAUGUUUGUGACUGAGAUGAGCAGCGACUCUUUUCAGCUUCUUGGCAUGGCUGAAAGAGGGAUGCUCCCGGAGUUCUUUGCUAGGAGAUCUCGUCAUGGAACACCACUCGUUGGUAUACUGUUCUCAGCUUCUGGGGUGCUUCUACUCUCGUGGUUGAGCUUCCAAGAGAUAGUAGCUGCUGAGAAUUUCUUGUACUGUUUUGGGAUGUUGCUGGAGUUUGUGGCGUUCGUGCGUCUCAGGAUUAUAGCCCCGGAUGCCCCUCGUCCUUACAAGAUCCCAGGUGGGACUGCCGGGGCCAUCCUGAUGUGCAUUCCUCCAACCUUGCUAAUCUGUGUGGUCUUGGCUCUCUCUUCCCUCAAAGUGAUGAUUGUUAGCCUCGUAGCCAUUAUGCUCGGCCUUACACUUUACCCUUGCUUGAAGCACUGCGAAAACAAGAGGUGGCUUCGAUUUUCUGUAAGUUCGGAUCUUCCAGAUAUUCACGCUGCAGCUCACGAGGAUGAGACUUUGAUAUAAGCUUCAUUCCGGCUUUUUAUCCAAUAGACCACUUGAGUUGCCCGGGGUGUAAAUAGAGCUUGUGUCUUCCUUUGUAGCUUCUUCUCCGUUUGCUUCCUGCCCCAUUCAGCUCAACUCAGCUCUAUACAACGGUAUCUGGAUGAGACGUAGAAGGUGACUUUCUUUGCGUAGCUAUGUCGGUUUUCUAGUGCAGAUCCUUAACUUUAGAAGGGGAAGGUGUGGGAUUAAUGAUGGAAGGAUAUGUUCUAAUCUUUGGUUGUUAGGAUUCUUGGUGAAUUACACCAUUCACCAAGAGAAUGAUGUUUGUUACGACGAACUAUGGUUGCAGACAGCUGCAGAUCUCACUGUUGUGUGUGUAAAGGAUUGUUGUAUGAAUGAGUUUCAGCCCCAUCUCUUCUCUCCA